Messenger RNA from Dermatophagoides pteronyssinus (European house dust mite), 941 nucleotides. RefSeq names its product heat shock protein beta-6. Gene Ontology annotation, biological process: response to heat; protein refolding. NCBI's taxonomy places the organism in Eukaryota, Metazoa, Arthropoda, Arachnida, Sarcoptiformes, Pyroglyphidae. Gene Ontology annotation, cellular component: nucleus; cytoplasm. The record is from RefSeq and is a predicted model, not a curated record.
GUACAUUUCAUAUUUGUGUCAUCAUCAUUCUCCUUGUCAAAAAAAAAAAAAACAAAAAAUCAUAUUGAUUCUAGUUAAUCCUCAGUUAGUGUGUGUGUGUGUGUGCUUGUCAUCUAUAAAUUAUCAACCAAAAUUUUAACCCAAAUUCUUUGUCAGUUCCAGUAACCUAGUUUUUGUUCUACUGCUGCUGCUGCUGAUUAUCUUGCUUUAUUGUUGUUCCAGUUUCUUUUUCACCCAGUUUGUGGUCGAAUCGAUUUAUAUUCUGUAAAUUCAUUGUGUGUGAGUGAAAAUCACCAAAAAAAAAAAAAAAAACAAAUUACAAUAAUCAUGGCACCAGAACGUAAAGUUCAUGUACAACGAUCAGAUAAUAAUCUAAUUGAUCAAGAAUUUAGUUCAAUUCGUACAAGAUUUGAAGAUGAAAUGAAAAAAAUGGAAGAAGAAAUGAAUAGAUUUCGUACACAAUUAAUGGAUCGUGAACGAACAUUUUUUGGUUCAAAUUUAUCAUCAUCAACAGCAAAUAAUAAUUCAACAACACAACGUUCAUUUGGUCGUGAAUUAGAAAGUUCAGCACCAUCAACAAAAACAACACAUUGGUUAGAUGAUAUUAAUUCACCAUUAGUACAGGAUUCACCGGAUGGUAAUAAAGUAUUAAAAUUACGUUUUGAUGUAACACAAUAUGCACCCGAAGAAAUUGUUGUUAAAACUAUUGAUAAUCGUCUUCAGGUACACGCAAAACAUGAAGAAAAAAGUGAAAAUAAAAGCGUUUAUCGUGAAUAUAAUCGUGAAUUUUUAUUACCAAAAGGUACAAAUCCUGAAUUGAUUCGUUCAAGUUUAUCAAAAGAUGGUGUAUUGACUGUUGAAUCGCCAUUACCAGCACUGGAAUAUAAUGAUGGUGAAAAACGUAUACCAAUUCAACAUAAAUAAACCGAAAAAACAACAAC